AAACCUGGGAUACAGAUGAAUGAUUUUGAUGUUCGAUGGUAUGAAAAAGAGGACAAUAUGUGGGAUGUAAGAAACGAGGGCUUAAUCACCAGGGAAGGCGUGGGAAGCGGAAACUCCUAUGUGUUCAGAUGCUUCAUGAGCAAGGGAUGUUGGUGGCCCCACAGGGCUCUGGGACACAGCAUAAAAGCCUGCGCUGCUCCAGGCUCUGCAUCCUCCUCUCUUGCUUCACUUUCCUCGAGGAACGAGCUUUGCUUCCUUCACGGAGAGAUGUCUUGCUUCAGACCCUGUCCCCCACAGCCCUGCUGUGCCUCUGGCCCAACCCCACUUGCAAGCAGCUGCAGUGAGCCCUGUGUCGCCCGCUGCGCUGACUCGACGGUGUUCAUCGAACCCUCGCCGGUGGUGGUGACCCUGCCGGGCCCCAUCCUCAACUCUUUCCCUCAGAGCACGGCUGUGGGAUCGUCUCUGUCAGCUGCUGUUGGGAGCUCCCUCAGUGCCAGUGGAGUUCCCAUCUCUUCUGGGGGCUCCCUUGGUCUGGGCGGGUCCGGGAUGUGUCUGCCUGUCCCCCGCUGCAGUCUGAACUGCUGAAGCUGGUGGCUCAUCCCCUUGGGAGCAGGACGGAAGACGGGACCCUGCAGCAGCAGGUCAUGGACAUGUCUUGCAGACAGUCUGAAUGUCUUCAUGCCACCUGGCAGGAGGGACCUGUGCCCACUUCUCCUCGCUGCACGGCUGGCGUGGCCGUGUCUCCUCUGGCUCUCCUUUGCUUUGAGCCCUCUGGAAUGGGCUCCUUUCUCUUCUGCUUUGCUGAACCCCUGCUGAAAGGGAGAGGAUUCUGGAGUUAGGGACCGCUCUUGGUGCGCUGCCAUUGCUACCAGGGAGAGCAGAAUGGGAAAAGGCAAGCUCUUUGUAUGCAGCUUGUCCUUGGGGAACGGGCCAUCCUCUGUGCUUCCCUCAAUCCUGCAGAUGUUUUCCUUGGUCUCUGUUCUGUUCCACUGCAUUUCCCCCCUUCUCAUUAAAGACUUUGUGCAGCAGA
Molecule: messenger RNA, 1030 nt
Organism: Tyto alba (common barn owl)
Lineage: Eukaryota; Metazoa; Chordata; Aves; Strigiformes; Tytonidae
Product: beta-keratin-related protein-like
Exons: 2
Coding region: 16-585 (189 amino acids)
Cellular component (GO): intermediate filament
Molecular function (GO): structural constituent of cytoskeleton
Source: RefSeq, a predicted model, not a curated record